Molecule: messenger RNA, 942 nt
Organism: Monopterus albus (swamp eel)
Lineage: Eukaryota; Metazoa; Chordata; Actinopteri; Synbranchiformes; Synbranchidae
Product: homeobox protein otx5-like
Exons: 3
Coding region: 52-942 (296 amino acids)
Biological process (GO): multicellular organism development; regulation of transcription by RNA polymerase II
Cellular component (GO): nucleus
Molecular function (GO): RNA polymerase II cis-regulatory region sequence-specific DNA binding; DNA-binding transcription factor activity, RNA polymerase II-specific
Source: RefSeq, a predicted model, not a curated record
CCGGCCCCCGGCCUGAGAGAGUGAGGGAGUGUUUUAAAGCUGGCAGGAGGCAUGAUGUCCUACAUUAAACAGCCCCAUUACGCCGUGAACGGGUUAACGCUGUCCGGCCCGGGCAUGGAUCUGCUCCACACCGCCACCGUUGGAUAUUCCAACACGCCACGCAAACAGCGUCGUGAGCGCACCACCUUCACGCGCGCACAGCUGGACAUCCUGGAGGCUCUGUUUGCCAAAACGCGCUACCCAGACAUCUUCAUGAGAGAAGAGGUGGCCCUCAAGAUCAACCUGCCUGAGUCCAGAGUCCAGGUCUGGUUCAAAAACCGCCGUGCCAAGUGUCGCCAGCAGCAGCAGCAAAGCACAGGCCAGUCCAAACCACGGCCCACUAAAAAGAAGGCAUCCCCUUCUCGUGAAGCCACCACUGAGGCCAGUGCCAACCCCACUAAUGGACCCUACAGCCCUCCACCCCCUCCUCCAGGCACCGCCAUCACCCCCAGCUCCAGCUCAGCUAGUACCACAGUGUCCAUCUGGAGCCCAGCGUCCAUCUCUCCACUGCCAGACCCGCUGUCUGCCUCCACCACUCCCUGCAUGCAGCGCACCACCACCUACCCAAUGACCUACACCCAGGCCCCAGCCUACAGCCAAAGCUACGCAGGCACCUCCUCCUACUUCACUGGCCUGGACUGUAGCGCCUACCUGUCCCCCAUGCACCCACAGCUGUCAGGCACCGGAGGAGCCCUGAGCCCUAUCACAGCCUCCUCGAUGGGUGGGCCCCUGAGUCAGUCGCCCGCCUCACUCUCCUCUCAGGGCUACACAGCAGCCUCACUAGGCUUUGGAGCUGUCGACUGUCUAGACUACAAGGACCAAACUGCCUGGAAAUUCAAUUUCAAUGCUGCUGACUGUCUGGACUACAAAGACCAGAAUUCCUGGAAGUUCCAGGUCUUGUAA